Cephus cinctus (wheat stem sawfly) is the source of this 5534-nucleotide messenger RNA. RefSeq lists its product as uncharacterized. The transcript is spliced from 3 exons. Gene Ontology annotation, molecular function: protein binding. The record is from RefSeq and is a predicted model, not a curated record. The coding region runs from base 743 to 3442 and encodes 899 amino acids. NCBI's taxonomy places the organism in Eukaryota, Metazoa, Arthropoda, Insecta, Hymenoptera, Cephidae.
UAUAUUAAGUUAUAAAUAAAUUAUCUAAUCAGCAUUUUGGUAUUCUACCAUCAUAUUCUAGCAAAUUACUUAGACAUUUUUUGAAUUCCCAUCACAAGCCAGUUCUCCAUUGAAUUUCAUGGGUUCCCUAGUUUAGUCCACUGCAUCAAAGAUGACAGCUAUGAUUUCCGCUUUUGCGUUGUCACAUUGCGCAUUUGCCAACGUCUAAAAGUUUUAUUGUACAUCGGGGAAAAACCUGAAAUAUGUAAGAGUUUUUGAAAAAUAAAAUUUUAAUAACUCGAUUAUUGUAUCGGAUAUUAGAUAUUAUUGUGGACGCAGACUGACUACUUUAGCGCGUGUCAAUCUCUUACGCUCCAUUAUUGAACAUUGAAAAACAGACUUUCAGGGAUGUCCCGUCUUCUGUGCUUAUUGAUAUAAUUUCUGUUGAUCUUAUACGCAGAACGAUCAUGUGGUUCUGUCCAUUCACUGACGCCAUAAAUACUGUUUUAAUAUUUGAAAAAUCUUAAACAACAUGAUCCAUAAUAUUUCAGACCAAUCGUGGUGGUUGUAUAUUUUGUAAAUUCAAAACUAUAAUUUACUCAUUAAUCAGUGCCAAUUAUUUUUCUCUGUGAUUAUGUUUUCUGUAACGGGAAUAUAUACUUCUUCUUUAAAAAGGAUAAUGAAAAUUUGUGUUUAGUAUUUAUCAUAAUUCAUUUGAAGUUGUGGGACAUUAUUCUUCAUAUAAAGCAACUUCAGCUCAUCGAUGGAUUCUAUGCAUCCAGUUGUGUCAAAAAAGCCUAUAACUGCAGUCAAUGUUAGUCCUUCUACGCAAGUAGUAGAAUGCAUAAGACCAUUUAAAUUGACGCAACAGUUUCCAAGUAAGGUAUCAGUAGUUCAAAGUAAAUCUUUGGAAAAUCUUGUGGUACAGAGUAAAAAUUCAUUAAACAUGGUUCCAUUAAUGCCAAUUAUUACUGAUAUGGGAGUCACACCAGUUGUGAAGACUAUCUCUCCUGCUAUGUUUCAAAAGUUAAAACUAAAAUUACCAGAUGGUAAAGAUUUAGGAGAAUUUAAAGUUCAAGUACUAUCUCAAAGACCUGACUUGACUCAAGGGAAAACUAUUACAUUACCCAACCAUGGUACUCUUACAAGAAUAGAUAACCCAUCUGCAUUAUCACUUUUAAAAGCUACAGAUACAAAUACAACAAGAAAGGGUGAUUUACAAAUGACUACUCCGUUAGGAAAUAGUAUUAAUAUGUCCAUUGCGGAUAAAAAUACUAAUACUGGUUUAAAUCAAUUGCGCAUAUCACCAAAAAACUUUACUUUACAUAACAUUGUGGAACAUCAGGAAGGUAAAAGAAAAACAAGAGUAGGAAUCUUACGAAGCACAAAGGAAAAAGAAAAAAUUAAUCAAGCACAACAAGAUAAAAAUAAAGUACUUGUAAUACCAUCUCAGACACAUUCUGAGAUUCCACAGUUACAAAUUCAGCCAAAUAAUGUAAAUGUUUUCCAAUUGCCUGCAACCCAUAAAGUCAUAAUACUUCAAGCCAAUGGUAAUACAACUGCAAUAAAACCUAAUUCAAAUUUGGGAUUUGCACAACUUAAAACUGUAGCACCGAGCACAGGUGUAGUAUCACCAACACAGAAUGUAAUAAAUCGAAAGUGCUCCCAGCAGAACAAAAGAAAUUAUACAGAAAGUAUUGCAGCUACAAGUUUUGAUAUUAAUAGUAGUAAAAGCUAUCAACACGAUUCACAUGAUACCAAGCCUAUUAUUACUGUUCAAAAAAACAAGAAUGGAAAGUUGAUACAUAGACGGAUUGUGAAAUUACCAGAUUAUCAUAAAGUUCGAAUUCCAAGAUUAAAUAAAAAAGUUAACGAAGAAGUAUCUAGUACAACAGUUAAUAAAGCAGUGCAACAUACCCUAAGUGUAACAUUACCUUCUAAUUCGAAAAAAAUAGCACAAUAUGGAUGUAACAAUGUUGUAAUUAAACGUUGUGAUCAGAUUUCAUCAAGCAGUUCAAAAAAUACUUGUAAUGAAAUUUGUAUUAUGAGACAACCUGUAAGACUCGUAGACCCACCAACUGUACAACGUGAAAACACUUUGAACAUAGAAAAGAAUAAAAAUGUGGGUGCAAAUGCUCCAAAUCCAAUAAAUUCAAGUACUGUUGAUACAACUGUACGGGAUAAUUGUAUCCCAGAAAAAAAUAAUUUUCCUCUGGACACAGUUCAAAUGCUACAAAAUAAUACUGCUGCAGAAAAGAAAAAUGCUGUCGAGAAGACUAAUAUUUUUGAAGACAGUGUUAAAGAUCAACCAGAGAGUACAAUGAUAAUUCCAGAUCAGAAUGAAAACAAUGGAAGCAUUUCAAGCAACUUAAAUAUACUUAAAGAAGCCUUGGGCAGUGUUACCGAUGUAGACCUUCGUGCUAAAGCAUUAAAAGCUCUUGCUGAAUGUGGAUUGAAAUUUGAAAGAGAAAUACCUAUACAACCCUCUCAUAAAACAAUCACUUAUGGUGAUACUGAUACGCAAACAGAGAUUUUUGGAUUGAUCGAUCCUCAACAAUUUAUAUUGGCGUCUGAAGACUUUCCAGAUCUUAAACGUAUAAGUACACAAACGAAAUGUAUUCAAAAGUCAGGCUUGGGGCGCAUGAGUAUAUCUGAGAAAUCUAUACAGUUUCUGAAUGAUGACUGUGUUUCAAUUUCACCAGAUAAUUCGCUGUUUCUACCAGACAUAGAGAUGGAAAACCUUUUACAUUUAAAUAAGUGUUCAUCUAAAAUUAUUGACUUAUUCGAUAAACCAUCCGUUUCUGUUGAAAGAAUCUAUAAACAGAUGAAAAGAGACUUUAUGGAUGCAAUAGAAUGGGAUGAAAAUGGCAUGCUUGGAAUUCACAAAUCGGUGCUUAAUGGUGCACUGAAUGAAAUCAAAAGACAAUUGAUUGUUCUUCAAGCUUGCAAGAUGGACGUGGAUAUACCGACUCGAAAUGGAGAGACAAGCUUAGAAUUAGCAGUACUACAUGAUAUCGACGCAAGCAUAGUGAAACUUUUUUUGAGGACUGGAGCAAAACCUGUUUCUUCAAUUCCCUUACAUGACUCAGCAAUCACAAUUGCUAGCAAAUUAUCAUUACCAAUUCUAUCAGACCUUAUUGCUUUUGUUAAAACUCCGCAGCUACUCAACAAUUUGGAUUCACAAGGUUUUGCCGCAUUACAUUACUGCUCGCAAGUGGGAUUCACGAAAGGAAUAGAGUCGUUACUAAAUGCUGGUGCAGAUGUAAAUCUUUGCGAUGGUAGAUCAGGACGAACAGCUUUAUUUCAUGCAGUUGAAAAUCGGCAUGAUGACUUGGCUAUACUACUUAUAAAUCGAGGAGCAAUUCCAAAUAUUGCUAAUUAUGCUGGUCAAACUGUCAUGGCCAUGUCUGACGAAUUUAAAAAUCAGACUUUGGUAGAAGCUUUGAACAAAGCUAUGAAGUGACACUCGAUAGUACGUUUAAAUUUUACUAAUAAGUCUGUUUUAUGCCAUUUUCAGUUAUACUACUUUAUUGUUAUAUAGCUAACAAAUUUAUAGUGAUCUAGAAACGUUCAUGUGAAAUGUGUUCAAAUUGUAUAUAGAUUGAAAAUGGUAUGAGUUAUAUCAAGUUGUAUAUAGAUUGAAAUGGCUAAAGUUAUAGGUGUUAUGUUUACGAAACAACCUAAAAAAUGGUUAUUUAAUGAAACUAUUGAAUUUCAACUCUUCUUAUUCUAGUGAUUAACAACCUCACUAUUGUUGAAUAAUUAAUGUACAUAUGUUUAGUAUAAAAUCCAUCUUAUUUCUUCUACACAGUGUAAAUAACUUCAUUAAUCAUAAAAUAACAUUUUAUGUGAAUUGAAUUAAAGUAAUAAGUUUCAAGCUAUCCUUUUUUUUACAUGGAAGAUGUAUUUCUUAUGAUGAUAGCUCGUCAUUCCUCCUCCACACACAUGCAUAACACAUAUAUUGUUUUUCCGAAUUGCUAAAAUGUAUUUACGAAAGUAUUUAUUAGCAUUAUAGUUAAUAAUUGAUAAUAAGCGACAAUUUUUAUAUACUAAUGUAGGAGAUAUUUUUCUUGCAUUAUCAUCGGAUUAUGAAAAAAUUCUCUAUACAUAUACGUGCGCCAAUUUUCUUAGAAAAUUCAUAUAAAUAAAUGGUAUACGUAUCGUACAAAUUCUUUCCUUAGAUUAAUUAAUAUAAAUCCGUUAGAUAUAUGAAAUAGGAUAUAUUCUGUUUAGAUAUCAUAUUUUAUCAGCAUCCUUCCUUCAAAAUAUUUAUCAUAUAUUAAUCUAUAUGAAAAUUAUUGACACGUAGUGCAUAAUCUUUUUAUUAUAUAUAAGGAAUAGACGCGAAAUCAGUACAAUCCUAUGAAAAUUCUUUGUGCUAGGGAAUUUUUUGAAUUAACUUUAGAUAAUUAAACAUUCGUUCAAUAGUCUACGGAGCCCCGUCACCUUUGCGAAUUGGAGAUGUCGCUUCCACCAAGCCAUUCACAGUACCUAUAUAACUAGUUAAAUGAGUCACCCAAAAGUGAUAAACGCGGAUGUAUGUGCAUACAUACAUACAUUUGUUACUUUCUGAAAUUUAACAAUAAAAUGUUUAGUGAUAACGUACAAAAGUUUUUGUCAAUAUGUUAAUAAUGCAUAUAUUAUUUGUGUGUCAAAUAAUGCAAGACAGCGGUAAAAGCCCUCACAUGAAGUGGCUAUGCAUCCACAUUGGCUAACAACCUUGUAAAGCCGUGGUUGGAAGAGCUUUACAAUACGAUAACUUUAAGACGUUCCAUCAAAGAAAAAUUAUUGGAGAUAUUUUGAAUAUUAAAGAGCCACCAGAACAAACGAUUCGAAGUUAAGUUCAGUUACCUAAGGUCAACUGUCAAUCUUAUGUGUACACACCUAUACAAACGACAGUAUGCUAAAUCUAUGGUGCAAGGGAUAUACAGAGAGAAAAAGUUUAUGUUUUACUGUUAUUAUGAGUAGUUAUGUAUUACUUUUUCCCAGACAAAUCUCUUUUCCAAAUUUAAUCUCUUAAUGAGGAGCCACUCACGUUAAUAUCCCGCUAACGAAAUUCUUGUUUGGAUUUAUAAUAGUUAUCAAUGCACUGUCUUGUAAGACUGGAAACGAGUAAAUUGACGUAACUGGAGAAGUGGGGACAUUCUCUAGAAUUCCUGAUACGCUGAAUAUAUUUAUAACAACAGUGCACCUAAAUCAAUGUAGGAUGCUGACCCAUUGAGACUUUCAUGACAAACGCACGACAUAUUUCUCCAGAAUAAUUUCAGUGCUCCAUGUCUGGGAAUUAAUAACUUUAAAGUAAAUAUCGCUUUUUGUCGUUAUUAUCGAUUUAUAAAUUCGAAGCAAUUUCUUUACUCGAUUGAUAAAGAGCGUUACACCACAUCCGUACUUUAAAUUGUAGUGCCGAUUAGUACGAUGUCGAAUUAAAUGUAAGUACAAUAUAUGUAUUCUGCUGAUAAUAAAAUGAUUAUAGGACUUGUAUAAAUUAAAGACAAGUUUAAUAAUUUUGUAAUAAAGAAUUUCAUGGAUAUUAUUAAAGUGGCUUGAAUGUUGCA